Molecule: messenger RNA, 2939 nt
Organism: Amphimedon queenslandica
Lineage: Eukaryota; Metazoa; Porifera; Demospongiae; Haplosclerida; Niphatidae
Exons: 13
Coding region: 72-2939 (955 amino acids)
Biological process (GO): protein phosphorylation
Molecular function (GO): protein kinase activity; ATP binding
Source: RefSeq, a predicted model, not a curated record
CAGUAGCUAAUGAUCGUAACAAACUGAAAUCAUUUGCUAAAAUAUUAUGUAAAACAAAAGACAUUCUCAGUAUGGCCAAUGAGUUAUUACAGGAUAUUGAGAAAACUAUCAUACCUGAAAGUGAGUCUGAGUGUAUUUAUGAUCUUCCAACCCCAGCAAUUGAAUCUACUUCAGGUAAUAUUUCAAGGCCUCAAACAGAUAUUCAGCUUUAUAUUACACAACUCUAUAAUGAUCGCUUUGAUGAGAUGAUAUGGGAUUAUGGGAUGUUUUAUAUUAAAAUUACUGGUUUAGUAUGCAAUAAGAUCACAGCAGAUCAACUUGAAGAUUUCAAAGAAUGCAUCAAUGCCUGUUGCUCUGACCUGAGCCAACAGCUGGCCAUUGCCACUACAGUAAAAGAUGUCAUGAAAGCCAUUAAAACCAUAUGCAAUGUCAUCAAUAUCACACCAGUGAAAAAAGUAGUCAAUUUCUACAGCAUAACAGAAGCUAAGCCAUUAAUAACCAAUUAUAAUGCAACAGUUGAUGAGUUUUGUCACACUUUCAAGCUCCAAUUCUUGCUCGAUAAAAAGCUUUCAACAAGUGAUUUUCUUGUUUGUGAAACAAUUGAGUUUGUUCUAGACUGGGAUCCUGCUGAGCACUUAUUGAAUGAUAUUCGUCGUUUAAUGGAGAAAGCAUUUCAAGGAUUGAGCAGAAGGAUCAUAGUCAAAAGCAUGCAUAAAGGGAACUCCAUCAUCAUCAUUUGUGGUGCUCCUACUCAUCUAAUGAAUGCUUUGCAAUUGAGGGCUCGUGAUAAUCUUACUGUGCUGCAAGAAGAAUUUGCUUUAAUGAGAUUGAAAAUAGGACACUGCAGUAUCUAUGACAGGACCAUCAGAAACAAAGAAAUGAAGAUUGUUGCAGGGGAGAUUGAAAUGUGCAAAGGAGAAUUAAUGAAGCUGAAUCCAUACCACAAUGACAAAGAAAGUCACCUUGACGAUCAGGCAAUGCAACUUAUACCUUUAAAACAGAAACAAGUAAUUUUAGAAUUCAUCGAUAGUAGCAAGCAGGCAUCAGGGUUUAAAUCUAAAGUCAAACAAAUUGAAAGAGAAAAGGCUGCAAGACAAAAAAUGCGAAUGUUAUUAAGAGAAACCGAACAUUUACAAUCUACUCUAAGAAUCAGAAUAAGUCAAAAGGAAGUACUACAAGACAAUGAAAAAGAAAUUGGGAAGCUACUUGAAAUGCAAUCUCCUUACAAUAAAGAAGUCAAAUCCACACAGACAGUGCUAUCAUUUAAUGGAUCCAUCUGUGAAGCUCAAAAUGAUUAUAAUGGCCUAGUUAUUUCAUUCAAAAAGGGUGAACUACUUCAGUUAAGUACAAAUGGACAUGAGGUACAAUCACUAGAGACUGGACAGAAGAGUGCUGUUCCAAUGAUAUACAUUGGAUACUCAAGAGUAGAACUACUUUACUUGUUUCAGUUUGCAAUUAAAAUGGAAAAGUUAUCAUUCAUACCUCACCUCUUUAAUGAUGAUGAGAAAGCAGAGCAUUUUAUUAAAAAAAUUACUGAAGAUCCAACUGUAUUACAUUUAGUAAGGAUGCAAACAUCACAGCAAAAUUGUAAGUUUUUUAUACCAUUGACUUUAGAGUGUCCCAAAUGGCCUAACUUGUUGGCCUCACCUAUGCGAGGAGAAGUACUUCAAGUUGUUAAAUAUCAUGAAGAUGAUGAAUGGUGGUAUAUGCAUUCACUUCAUACAGACAGUAAAGGCCGCGUCUCACUUAAAUACAUGAUACCAAUUGAAGGAGAACUCUUAAAAAUGCACAAGUACACCUAUUAUCAUAUGGUGAGUCGUGAUAAAGCAGAGAAGAAAAUGAGUCAAGCAGACACUCAAGCAGGUACUUUCCUAAUUAGAGAUAGUGAAAGCAAACCUGGACAGCAUGCCCUCUCACUUAAUGAUGGAUUUACUAUCAGAAACUACCGUAUAUACAUUGAGGAUAAUAAGUAUUACAUGAACCCUCGUGUCAAGUUUGACUCGCUCAAUGACCUGGUACAUCACUACAUGAUGAAAGCUAAUGGUCUGGCCUGCUCACUAACAGUUCCUAUGCCCAAACAAGUACAUACAAUCUGCAGAACCAUGGCAAUAAACAAAGAAUUGAAAAUUAAUAAGUCAAAAAUUACGUCUUUUAAAUGCUUGCAUGUAGGAAAGUUUGGAGAGAUAUGGAAGGGUGAUUGGAAAGGUAAAGGGACAGUUACCAUUAAGACAAAUAUAGCAACAAAUAUUACACAAGAAACAUUUAUUGAAGAAAUCAUUAAAUUGCAAAAACUUCAUCAUCAGAACAUCAUCAGUCUGUAUGGUGUUUGUAUUGAAAGCUAUCCUUUUUACAUUAUAACAGAACCAAUCAAUGGAAACCUCAAACAAUAUCUAAUUACAAAUAAUCCUACACCAGCAGAGUUGGUAGAUAUUGCUAUUCAAGUUACUGAAGGUAUGAUUUAUCUAGGAGAACAAGAUUACAUUCAUUGUGAUCUAAGAGCCAUCAAUAUACUAUUAGGAGAUCAUAACACUUUCAAGAUAGCAAACUUUCAUCUUGCUCAACACCUCAAUGGCAAUAAAUACUGGACUAUUGAGAAAGGAACUAAGCUAGCUAUAAGAUGGACAGCACCUGAAGGAUAUGCUUUAAACCAACUAAGUAUUAAAUCUGAUGUUUGGUCAUUUGGUAUAUUACUAUGGGAACUGGCUACCAAAGGAAAGGAACCAUAUCCUGGUAUGACUGAUAAAGAAGUAAAGGAGGCAGUAUCAAAAGGUUAUCAUAUGCCCAUACCCCAAGGUUGUCCUGAACCAUUUAUAAAACUUAUCAUAGACUGUGGGAAAUAUAAUGAUUAUGACAGGCCCAACUUUAAAAAUAUCUUUGAUCAGUUUGAUGCACCAGUACUUUUUAUUAAAACUAAUCAGUAUGAUGAUUUGUUAUUAUAG